Messenger RNA from Pistacia vera, 363 nucleotides. RefSeq names its product myb-related protein 308-like. The record is from RefSeq and is a predicted model, not a curated record. The coding region runs from base 1 to 363 and encodes 120 amino acids. The transcript is spliced from 2 exons. Lineage: Eukaryota; Viridiplantae; Streptophyta; Magnoliopsida; Sapindales; Anacardiaceae.
AUGGCCUUUUUCGCCAGAUCCACUUUGGAUCCGACAUGUCUGCCUCCUAACCUAGAUUCCGACCAAUUCAGCGGUGAUGGCUGGAAUCUGGUACGGUGGUCACUGAUAGCUGGAAGAUUACCGGGAAGAACUGAUAAUGAAGUGAAGAAUUAUUGGAACACUCAUCUGAAAAGGAAACUAAUGCAAAUGGGAAUUGAUCCCAAAACUCAUCGUAUAAGACACACUACUGGUCCUGCCAUAUCCUUGCUUUCAGAUAACCAAAAAUGUAACUCUGCAACCGAAGAAGAUAACAAUCCAGUCUUGGAUUCUAUGAGUGGUCCUGAGAGUUAUGCAGUUAGCGGUUUGCCUGAUCUUAAUUUGUAA